AUUCAAGUAUUCCAUUUCUGUUCUAGGAUCAGGUGACCUAUAGGAACCUACUAAUAUCAGAUUCUGUUUCUUAAGUUGGACUUCGGCUGCUAUCGUCUCAAAGAUCCUCUCUGUUGGCUACUCAAGUCCAUCGAACACGAUCUCUUUUAUUCUUGUGGUUAAGUUGUCUUUUUUGUACAGUGCUAUGCCUCCCCACAUAUAUACAGUUCGACAGAAUUUGGUAACGAGUGUCUAGCCAGGAAUAUGUGUGCUCAAUAGCUCAUCUAGUCGUAGGCCGUGUUCCGAAAGUAUGAGAAUGUCCGGAGUGUGAAGACUUAUUUUCAUCAAUAGUCUGUCGAUCUUAUUUUAGGUUACAGUGAACAAAGAGCUUGGUUACGAAAAAUACAAACAUGCAAACUACUAAUUCUGAUGGUGAAGAGGAACUGACACCUGUUUUCGAAAAUUACAAGAAACAGCAAUUGGAGCCUGUUAAAGGCUAUUCUUCCUUCAGUUACACAGUGAAAAAGACAAAGUUGAGAAAGAAAUCAAAGAAAAGUUCCAACCCUGAAGCACCAAAAACUCCAACUCAUGAUAAUGUAGUCGAACCACUCCCUAUGGAAUUUCUUGAGGAGCUAGAGAAGUUUGAAAGUCGUAGCCCAGCAAAGGAAUCUAAAAAUAAAAAGAGGAAGAAGAAAAAAAUUGUUGUCACAAGUUCCGUUGUGGAUGACAGCUAUAUACCAUUGGAAGCUGGUUGCACGACAAGCUUCAGUCUGGCUAGGCUGGAUAAGUGUGAAACACUCUCCUCUGCUGCCACUGCCUUACAAUUCUAUAGUAAGCAUCUCUAUGGCAAACGAAUUGCCAGAGUAUCCGCCGACAAGAUAAUCGCCAACGGAAUGAAAGUUGAAGCUAGGAAGCUCCUUGCCAAACGCCGAAACCGAUAGGAGUUUUUGUAAUGUACACUUAAAAUAAUAAAACUAAUUAGUUUGUCGUUUUUAAA
This is a messenger RNA of Nilaparvata lugens (brown planthopper), 976 nucleotides long. RefSeq lists its product as uncharacterized. The transcript has 7 exons. The record is from RefSeq and is a predicted model, not a curated record. Lineage: Eukaryota; Metazoa; Arthropoda; Insecta; Hemiptera; Delphacidae. Bases 390 to 920 code for a protein of 176 amino acids.